CAAAGAACUAGACGGGGGGGCGAAAAACGUUGACCGAUGCAUGAUUGUGAGGAGAAGAAGGUCAAUUGGAAACCUGCAACGGCCGAUGUAUAUGGUGUGAAAUCAAUCAGACAUCGCCAUGGCAGCUUCUAUCCAGGUAUCGGUGAAAGCAUCCAAUGUCUGCUUGUCCUGCCGGGUCCGGAAACAAAAAUGCGAUCGGGCUCUCCCGAAAUGCUCUCGAUGUGCUGCGAAGUUAAAACACUGCGAUUAUACCGUACACACCAACCUCUCAUGCCAUGCAUACAACGACCAGCCCGUUGAGGCUCUCAUACAGCGUCGUCCUUCUGGAUAUGACCUGUCUUGGCGAAGCUCAGCCGGUUUGCUUCAGGCGGUAUAUGAAAUUCAACAGUCCAGCUUCAUAAAUCUAGUAUAUCGCAUUUUAGACCUUACCGGAGUCACCGUUCCUCACCUUAUUCAGGACUACUUCGUCAAAAUCCAUCCAUGGUUUCCAGUGCUCGGAAGGAACUUAUUACAGGAAAGUUGUUCCACCUUGUCUAUAGGUUCGAAACCGUCGUCACUGUUACGUCUUCUGGCCAUCCUUCUCGUUACUCGUCACCCCUGUGGUCCAGAAGAACAUCCCACUACAAGCGUGUUAUACACGACUCUCAAACAACUUGUGGUGACUUCAAGGCCGGUUGCAGAUUCGUGCUGUGAUCUUCUCCAAUGCAAUCUCCUGAUUGCCCUAUAUGAGUACGGGCAAGGAUUGACCAACGAGGCAUUUCUGACACUAGGCUCGAGCGUCGCACUGCAGAAGUUGGCCUCUUCUUUCAUGAGACAGAUAAGGUCCAGUGAGGCAUAUAUCCCAGAUAUUAGUCACUACGAAAAUAUAAUCUUGAUACUGGACAGGACGAUAUCUUGGUCUGGCUUGGACCACCCAACUCCCCUCAAUUGCUAUCCACAAGAAUCCACUGAUGAGGGCUUCCAAUUUGAUUUACCCUCUCUAAACAGGACUUUGUCAAUGUCUUUGGAUGACACACUCAAAAGGCUUCAGUUGACUUGCCAAGUUGCAUUGACAACUGGGCAAGCAUUUCAGUACCUCUAUGAAGUCAAAGACGGCAACAAUUUAUCAACCGAACUUGAUGUUCACGUCCGCAGGGUAGAAAAUAUGGUAGCGGCCUUGAUGAGAGAGAAGCAGAGUCAUUCAUGGAUGUUUUGCGACGGCAUUGCCAUGGGUUUGAGCUGCCUUCUAGCUCUUCACCAGACUGUGGUCAAGCAGGCAAACGCCCCCUUGGGCUCUCAGGAGCACUUGGCUCUGCGGUCAUCACAGCGCAUGGCUUGGGAGAUAUGCAAAGUUUCCAUGGAAAUGAUCAAUCCGUCCAGUGUGUCGCAAUUGUCAUUUGUUGGGAUGUGCUAUGUCUUUCGAGCUGCUGUAGUCCUAUCGGACUCGUUAGGGCUUGAUGUGGUAGUGGAAGACUUGGAGGAAUUAUUGCCAACACUUCGCUGCUUCAGCGAGAGAUGGGCUGUUGGAGUUGAAUAUCUAAGGCAUAUUGAAUUGUCUGGUAAAUAGUUAAUGAAAUAAGAUAUCUCUACGCCCUACCUUUAAAGGCGAUAUUUAGAAGUAUCUAUUAAAUCUAUUAAUAUGGUUUAAUAUGUGUUAACUUUAUCGUACCUUAAUAAAAGCUGUUAUCAAUCUCAUCAUAGAGUCACUGAGUUAGAAAUAAUAAUAAUAUAGUUCAAUUCAAAA
Fusarium redolens is the source of this 1723-nucleotide messenger RNA. RefSeq lists its product as uncharacterized. The transcript is spliced from 5 exons. Lineage: Eukaryota; Fungi; Ascomycota; Sordariomycetes; Hypocreales; Nectriaceae. Gene Ontology annotation, molecular function: DNA-binding transcription factor activity, RNA polymerase II-specific; zinc ion binding. The record is from RefSeq and is a predicted model, not a curated record. Gene Ontology annotation, cellular component: nucleus. Gene Ontology annotation, biological process: regulation of DNA-templated transcription. Bases 119 to 1546 code for a protein of 475 amino acids.